CUGCCGCCACAAACAAAAUCACGGGAGAUCAUUAUUAGUGAUGAGGAACAUCAUUGCCUUGAGCAAACGUCUAUACUCCCCUCGAUUCUCCUCCUCCGGUUAUCACGGAAUCAACGAUGCGGUCUCAAAAACUGUUUUCUCCGGUCCGAUCCUGGGACGAUCGUUUCACCACCUCCGCAAGGCCGGGAGCUUCGUAGUCCCUCGUGUCUUGUUCGUGUCGCGAAACCUAUCGACGAAUGUUUCUUCGAAACAACCUGCGUUUCUACGAUGGUAUUUGAGAAAGUUGGAGUCGCACCCUUUCAUGACUAAGAGCCUCACUACUUCCCUCAUUUAUAUGGCCGCCGAUCUCACUUCUCAGAUGAUCACGAUGCAGCCAUCUGGUUCUUAUGACCUGAUAAGAACAGCCAGAAUGGCUAGCUUUGGGUUGAUAUUCCUCGGCCCAUCACAGCAUCUUUGGUUCAGUUAUCUCUCUAGAAUACUGCCAAAGCGUGAUGUGUUGACUACCGUUAAGAAAAUAAUGAUGGGGCAGGUUCUUUUCGGACCUUUUAGCAACACCGUCUUCUAUUCCUAUAAUGCUGCUUUACAAGGUGAAAAUUCCGAGGAAAUUCUGGCGAGAUUGAAGCGGGAUCUUCUGCCAACAUUGAGAAAUGGACUUAUGUAUUGGCCAGUCUGUGAUUUUGUGACAUUCAAGUAUGUGCCCGUUCAUCUCCAGCCAUUGAUGAAUAGCUCGUGUGCAUAUAUAUGGACCAUUUAUUUGACGUAUAUGGCAAACCAGACAAAAGCAGAUGGCUGAAUGACUGUUCUUGACCAAGACAAUUGCAUUUUUUUUUUUUUUUUGUUUUUGCUAAAUUUUACUUUCUUAUUAUCCAACAUCAAAUAGUAUUACAAGUAUGUUUUUUUCUUUUCUUGGGCAACAAAAAUUUUGCAUC
Molecule: messenger RNA, 929 nt
Organism: Raphanus sativus (radish)
Lineage: Eukaryota; Viridiplantae; Streptophyta; Magnoliopsida; Brassicales; Brassicaceae
Exons: 4
Coding region: 41-793 (250 amino acids)
Cellular component (GO): membrane; cytoplasm
Source: RefSeq, a predicted model, not a curated record